GCGGGGUGCAGUGUCAGUGUUCUGCCAGCAGGCGCGCCACAUGGACAAGGGAAGGAACAACUGCAGAGUAAACAGUGAGCAUUUCAACACCAAGCUGUACAGCAAACUUGGGGAAAGCCGCCCUUGAAGGAUAUUAUUUAACCAAGAAUCACUGUCAAGAACUGCCUGCUGAUUCUCUUCUCUGUAAAUACUGAAACCAAUCAACCUCACAAUGUCAGCGGACAGCCAGCUCAACGUCGACACUGCAGACGACAACAAACUGGUGAAACCAAAGCUAGAGUUCCAGUCAUUGCUGCAACACGCCGGAGCCACUAAAGACACUUUCACCAUGAAGGAGGUGAUGUUUUACCUGGGUCAGUACAUCAUCCAGAAGCAGCUGUACGACCAGAAGCAGCAACACAUCGUCCACUGCUCCCAGGAUGCACUGGGGCGGGUCCUGGGGGUCGACAGCUUCUCUGUUAAAGAGCCACGAGUUCUGUUCGCUAUGAUCACCAAGAACCUUGUGGCGAUUAAAACUCAAGAGUCUCCACCAAGCCCCAGUGAACCCCCCAGUGAGACUCAGACAGACAAAGGGACAGAGGAGGCAGAUUCAGAAAACUGCUCUUCAUCACCCGAGAGACGAGGAAGACGAAGAAGGAGGAGGAGGAGGAGGAGCAGCGGCAGGAGCAGCGACGCUGGACCCUCACACAGCGCAGAGGGUGAUAAGGCUGAGGAGGAGGAGGAGUCAGGGGAGGAGGAGGAGGAAGAAGAGGAAGAAGGGAGGAAGAGGAGGCGAUCCGACAGCUACUCCCUGACAUUUGAUGACAGUCUGUCGUGGUGUGUGAUUGGAGGACUGAAGGACAUGCACAGCAGCCAAUCGUCCGACUCAAACAGCACCUCCGGCAGGUCAGAGAUCACGGUGGCAGCCUCAGACUCGGAGAGCGACAACUUCAGCGUGGAGUUCGAGGUCGAGUCCGUCGACUCGGACGACUACAACGAAGACAACGCCUCUCUGGUGUCCGCAGACGACCAGGUUUAUGAGGUCACCAUAUUUGAAGCGGAGGAUAGCGACUCCUUUGAUGAAGACACAGAGAUCACUGAAGCUGAUUACUGGCGCUGUGUGAAGUGUGACGAGUUGAACCCACCUCUGCCCAGAAACUGUCUGCGCUGCUGGGCGCUGCGUCAGGAUUGGCUGUCUGACGCGUCACUCCUCCCUAAAGCCGCCUCCUCCAGUCCCAAAGAACUGCCCUUAAAGCCAACCGACCAAUCGGCAGCCAAAGAGACUCCAGGUUCAGAGGGCGAGGAGAAUGAAGGCGUGGACGUCCCCGAUGGGAAAAGAUCAAGGACUCCUCCCCUGUCUCAGUGCCUCUCCGACUUCUCCUCUUCAGCCCUGAACUCCGAGGAGCUCCUUCCUUCCUCCCUGCCUUCCUCCUCCUCCUCUUCCUCCUCCUCCUCGCAGCAGAAGCUCUGGACCCCUGACUCGCAGCCCUCGUCCUCCAUCGACUCCCAGGAGCUCCUCCCAUCCGGAGUCCCCGAUCUGGAGCGCAGUGUCUCCGCAGAGUGGCGUCUUCCCGAGUCGUGUCUGGACCCCUGCCUCAUCUGUCAGUCGCGUCCGAAGAACGGAUGCAUCGUUCACGGACGCACCGGACACCUGAUGUCCUGCUACGUCUGCGCCAGGAAGCUGAAGAAGAGGAACAAGCUGUGUCCCGUCUGCAGGCUGCCCAUCCAGUCCGUCAUCUUCACCUACAUUUCCUGAGGAUUACAUUCAGAAGAGAGGUGCUGGGAUGUGUGUGUUGGACCCUUCCACAGAAACACACUGGGAUUUUUACUGACUCUUUCCUGCACCACUCCAUAAUUACCAAAUUACUUGUUGUAGUGUCUUUACUUCGGUCCGUGCGCACCCUCUAUCGCUUUAGGUUUCUGACAAUCUAUUCAGGAAGCUGGUUUGAUUUUAUUUUUUGUCAACAACCGCUUAUAAAAAGACCAACAUCUAAACAUUUUCUUAAAUUGUGGUUUUUUUGGACUUCCUUUUUCUGUGCGAGACUCAUUGUUUCCCACUGACGACAGAAGUGUGUUUUUCUUAAUACUUUGAUUUAAUUAUCAUCGAGAAAGUUCCUAUAAUUCUAGAGAACAAGGUGAAGUAUUCAGUUAGUUCAAAUGAAUCAGUUAUAAAACAGCAACAACUCAUAUUUAAUGGAUUAAUGAAUAUGUGGUGAGGGUGUAUAUUUUGGGGGUUUCGGUGAAGGUUUUUGGGAUAUAAACACACGCAUCAAUAAACUGAGGUUUGGUCUUUUUUUAAUGGUUAAUUGACAAAAAAACAACUCAUGAUGCUUAUACCUAAACGUCAAUUGAAUAAUUUCUCAUUUGGAAACCGUUUUUCUUUCCUUCCUCUCUUCUGCUGAACUGUUCCUGUUAGAUAAAAGAUGUGAGGAACACUCCAGAUGAGAAAGUGAAUAAUAACAUAGAUUUCUGUGAACAGAUGCUUAGCUAAAUGCAUACUUUAUUUAGUAAAGUGAGCAAAUAUACGUUGCAGAUUGUUCCUCAACAAAUCUGGAACUGUUUUAUUUUAUGGGUCUUUAAGGAUUUACUGGAGAAAAAAAAAGUAUUUGAAACGAAUUAAAAAGGAAAACUGAUUCAUUUACUGUAAAAACUCAAAUUAAUUUGCAUUUAUUAUACACAAAUAUUAUUUAUACCAAUGAAACCCCAUUGUUUCUUUAAAACGUAACACGUUCCAGAGUUAUUAUCAGAGUAUUUUUAAAAUGUUUGACAAAUUAUUCAGAAAAAUGGACUUUUCUUAAGGGCUGCAAUCUCCUUAUUAUUUCCUUGACAGUUUCCUCGAAAGAAAUGUAUAAUAUGUUUGUAAAAAUGUGAAUUUGUAUUUAAGAAACACUUGCAAUUGUGUUUAAUUUAUUACAUCUGCCAUAUAAUAUUUCGCCUUGCAGUGCACUGACCAGGUCUGUAUUCUUUCCAGGAAACUUACAAGGAAAUGUGUUGCCAUCUUUUUAUUUAUUCUGGGUUUGUUCAAGAGGCUCGAGUGAUUUAAAGCUAUGAGCAUUUAAAUAAGAAAAUGAAGAUAUGAGAUAUCUCUAAUAUUUUGCAGUUGAACUGAAUAAAAGCUCACUUCUGUUUACCCGAA
Molecule: messenger RNA, 3115 nt
Organism: Eleginops maclovinus (Patagonian blennie)
Lineage: Eukaryota; Metazoa; Chordata; Actinopteri; Perciformes; Eleginopidae
Gene: mdm2
Product: MDM2 proto-oncogene
Exons: 13
Coding region: 212-1735 (507 amino acids)
Biological process (GO): negative regulation of apoptotic process; regulation of gene expression; regulation of cell cycle
Cellular component (GO): nucleus
Molecular function (GO): ubiquitin protein ligase activity; identical protein binding
Source: RefSeq, a predicted model, not a curated record